Mitosporidium daphniae is the source of this 927-nucleotide messenger RNA. Its product is annotated as arginyl-tRNA protein transferase 1. The transcript has 4 exons. NCBI's taxonomy places the organism in Eukaryota, Fungi, Microsporidia. Gene Ontology annotation, molecular function: arginyl-tRNA--protein transferase activity. The record is from RefSeq and is a predicted model, not a curated record. Gene Ontology annotation, biological process: protein arginylation. The coding region runs from base 1 to 927 and encodes 308 amino acids.
AUGGGUGGACCUUUUUACAAUCCCAGAUACUUGUCACCACAGCUAGCGUGCAUGUCAUUCGUAGAAUCGGUCUCUGUGUUUACAGGCCAUUGUGGGUAUUGCGGUGGGAAUGGAUCUAUCGCAAUCUAUUCGGAACUCAAAACACCUCUUGCUGCAUUGCUGUACCAAGAGCUAAUGGAGCAGGGCUGGCGAAGAUCUGGCUCCAAACUGCUCUAUUUGCCCCUCAAUGAUAUCACAUGCUGCCCACUUAAACCGAUCAGGUUACGUGUUUCGGCGUUCACUCCUUCUCGUUCUCAGAGGAAGGCGUAUCGCCGCAUAGCUACACGUUUCCGUCUUUUGACAACCUAUUCUCAAGGAGACAUCACAAAAGACCUGGAGGCAUACCCAGAAGCAAUUAAAGACAUGUAUAAAGUUGAGAAUUUCAAAGAAACCAAGGAGAUGGGGGUUCUUCCGGCCUUUACAGUCAGGCUGCUUGAGCCCUCUGAACUGCUUGCUGAAUUCGAGCUUGCUUCACUUUUUACGCUUUUUCUGAAGUAUCAGCAAGCGGUACAUGAAGAUGCUGCUACUUGGACUGUCGAUUCGUUCAAAAGCUUUAUUAUUGAUGGCGCUCUUGAGGAGGGAUCGACUCGAUUCUUGGUCUUUGUGAUCGGCACACGGCUGGUAGCAAUGUCAACUGUAGAUGUGCUACCAGACUAUAUUUCGUCAUGUUAUUUUUUUUAUGACCCGGAAUAUGCUAACCUUUCCCUUGGAACCUUUUCCAUUCUGACCGAAAUUGAGCUUGCCCGCAUAAUGAGACGUUCCUACUACAUUCUCGGAUUUUACUCGCCAAAAUGUCCCAAGCUGCUAUAUAAGGCCGCAUAUGCUCCUGCUGAAAUAGGUAUUCCGCAACUGGGAGGCGGAAAAUUUUGCUGGCAGCCCUUAGAGUAA